Molecule: messenger RNA, 3165 nt
Organism: Letharia lupina
Lineage: Eukaryota; Fungi; Ascomycota; Lecanoromycetes; Lecanorales; Parmeliaceae
Exons: 2
Coding region: 1-3165 (1054 amino acids)
Molecular function (GO): metal ion binding
Source: RefSeq, a predicted model, not a curated record
AUGUCACCAACGUCUACGCCUCACAAAGCAAACGCAACGCACUUCAAAGAGAUUCAGAAAUUCAGCACGGAGUAUUCGCCUACUACUAUAACGCAGUAUGAGUCUACAAGAACGGGAAUGAGGAUUGUGAUAGUUGAUAAAGAGGGUCCCAAAGUUGACGGUCUUUUCACUCUUGCAACAGAGAUUCAUGACGAUUCAGGGGCACCUCAUACUCUCGAGCAUCUAUGUUUCAUGGGGUCUAAGAGCUAUCAGUACAAAGGAAUGCUGGACAAGCUUGCCACAAGAGCGUAUUCCUAUACCAAUGCAUACACAGCGACCGAUCACACUGCCUACGAACUAAGCACUGCUGGCUGGGAAGGAUUUGCGCAGAUACUUCCAGUUUAUUUGGAACAUAUCGUUGCGCCCACAUUAACAGAUGCCAGCUGUUAUACAGAGAUACAUCAUGUGGAUGGCUCUGGAAAUGACGCUGGUGUAGUGUACUCCGAGAUGCAGGCGGAAGAAAAUCAGAAAGGCGGGCUCAUGUGGAGAAAGUCCAAACGACUAUUGUAUCCUGAGGGGGUAGGCUUCAGGUAUGAAACUUUUGGAAUGAUGGAAUCUCUGCGGGCAUUAAGUGCACACCGGAUCCGCGAGUUUCAACAUGAUAUGUACCAGCCGAAGAACUUGUGUUUGGUCAUUGUGGGCGCCGUCGAUCAUGUGAACCUGUUGGAUGUUCUGGAACAUUUUGAGGGUACCAUAUUGGAAGAUAUACCCAAACCUGGCGCACCUUUUAGCCGGCCUUGGUUAGAAUCCAAGCAGACGCUGCCGCUGGAAAAAUCAACCGUCGAAUACGUUGAAUUCCCCGAAGCAGACGAGUCUUCAGGCGAAAUACUCAUGAACUUUUUCGGACCUGACUUGGCGGAUAACCUUCUUUGUGGUGCCAUGAAUGUUCUCCUUAGGUAUCUUGCCGGCUCAUCUGCCUCAGUCUUGGACAACACGCUUGUAGAGAAGGAGCAAAUUGCUAGUGGGGUGUUCUACGAAUGUGAAUAUCGACCCAAGACAGUCAUUCAAUUUACCUUGACUGGCGUUGCUACAGAAGAAUUGGAGCAAGUCGAAGCUAGGUUUCAUGAGCUUCUUAGGGAGACCGCUGCGAAGCCAAUUGAUCUCGAGUACAUGAAAGACUGCACUCGGCGCGAAAAGCGUCAAGUGAAAUUCUACGCCGAGAGCUCAGGAGGAUUCUUCACUGAACCAAUUGUCAAGGACUUUCUGUUCGGCAAACGUGACGGAUCAACAUUAAAGGCUGAUCUCGAAAAUUUGGGAGAGUACGAUACUUUGGAGACUUGGGAAGACUCCCAAUGGAGACACUGGCUGAGGGUCUGGAUGUCAGAAGCCCAUCAUAUCAGUGUAAUUGGUAAACCCUCGGCUGCUCUGCCUGAUAAGAUCGAGUCCAGAGAAAAGGCUCGCAUUGCGGCACGAAAGGAGCGACUGGGAGUCGAAGGACUUGAGGACUUGUCUGCAAGGCUUGCAGCCGCAAAGGCGGAGAAUGAUAAGGAGGUCCCCAAAGAAGUUCUCGAGCAAUUUGAGGUUCCAAAUACAUCAUCAAUCCACUUUAUCAAUACGACAACUGCACGAGCUGGUGCGGCCCGAAAUAUGGGCUCCCUCCAAAAUCCAGCACAGCAAGUUAUUGACAAGGACAGCGAUCUGCCCGUUUUCUUACAUUUCGAACAUGUGCAGUCAAAUUUUGUUUACUUGACGCUUGUGCUGGGUACUGAAGCGAUUCCGGUCUCCCUCAGACCGCUACUGACCAUCUACAUGGAGGGAUUUUUUAGCACACCGAUGCUGCGCGACGGGAAGACAAUCGGCUUUGAACAAGUCAUCAUGGAGCUGGAAAGGGACACUGUAGGCUAUGCUGUCGAUUCAGGUCAGCCUAUUGGCAAUCCUGAAGUCGUCACAAUCAGAAUGCAGGUCGAGGUCGAAAAAUAUCAAACGGCAAUUCAUUGGCUGAGAGAGUUGAUGUAUUCCUCUAUUUUUGAUCUCGACAGAGUCAAAUCCAUAACAUCAAGGCUCCUGGCAGACAUACCGGAUGAGAAGCGAGAUGGGGAUGACAUGAGAUUAGCUGCUGAAUUAAUGGUUGGCACCGCACCUUCGUCUAUCACCAGGGCGUGUAAUACACUUGUGGGUGCUGUUUACCUCAAACGCGUCAAAAAUCUCCUCAAAAAGGACCCCGAGGCCAUCAUCAACCAACUCAAAGACAUCAACUCUGCACUCUGCCAGCCAGACAAUUGGCGUAUUCUUGUCGUUGGCAACGUAGAGAAGCUCCCUCACCCGGUCGCCUCGUGGAAUACUCUUACCACAAAACUUGACAACGGCAAAUCUCUCAAACCCCUAGACACUCGCCUCUCAAGACUCAGUGAACAGGGCAAAAGCCCAGGUAAUUCGGCCUAUGUCAUCCCAAUGCCAUCGCUUGAUUCGUCAUUUGCGAUCGCGGUUGGCAAAGGCCCGUCCUCUUACGACGACCAUCUCGUGCCAGCACUCAUGGUUGCGACUGCCUAUCUCAACAACAUCGAAGGACCAGUGUCAGCAGCCGCUCGUGGUAGGGGUCUUGCAUACACCGUCAGCUUCCGCCACCACGUUGGCUCUGGCCAAGUAUCGUUAGACAUCUCCCGUUCUCCCAACGCCUUUGUAGCGUUCGUUGCCAUCAAGGAGGUCAUGCGAUCGUUCGCCCUUGGCGAGAGAGUAAUCGAUCCUCUCGAUCUGGAAAGCGCCGUCAGCUCAGUUGUGCUGGGCUUCGCUAAUGCAGAAGCAACCAUGGCAAGUGCAGCUGAGAUUAGCUUUGUACGGCAAGUCAUGAGAGGAUUGCCUAAGGACUGGCCGACCAUCAUACUAGAACGUGUCAGGAACGUAACUAGUGAGGACUUCAGAGACUUGAUGAGGAAUGUUCUACUCCCCAUCUUUGAAGGCAGAACCUCUAAUUUAGUCGUCACUUGCGCCCCGAUCAUGGAAAAGGAAAUCGUCCAGGGUUUUAGAGGGAUUGGAUUUGAGGCUGAGGUCAAGCCACUGGAUUUUUUCCAGGAUGACUAUGGUUUAGAAGGAGGGGGGAAAGAUGAGGAUGAGAACGAUCAAGACGGCGAAGAUGAGGACGAGGACGAGGAAGAAGACGGGGAAGACGACAAUUUUCCAGAAUGCUGA